This is a messenger RNA of Chanos chanos (milkfish), 1470 nucleotides long. RefSeq names its product GTPase IMAP family member 5-like. Gene Ontology annotation, molecular function: GTP binding. The record is from RefSeq and is a predicted model, not a curated record. Lineage: Eukaryota; Metazoa; Chordata; Actinopteri; Gonorynchiformes; Chanidae.
AUGUGGUCACAAUUGUUGACAAGAGUGCAGAGAGAAGAAGAGCUGAGGAUUGUACUGGUUGGAAAGACUGGAGUAGGAAAGAGUGCAACAGGAAACGCCAUCCUCAGAAAUCAACGUUUUAAGUCGGAGCUGUCAAGCUCCUCUGUGACUUCAGAUUGUGAUAAAGCAGAGUUUAAUGACAGAAGGGUUGCUGUUAUUGACACACCAGGCAUCUACAACACAAAUUUCACAAAUGAAGAAAUUACAGAGAACAUUAAACUGUAUCUGUGUGCACCAGGCCCUCAUGUGUUAGUGAUGGUUCAGGUGGGAAGAUUCAUAGAGGAGGGGAAGAACACAGUGAAGAUAAUUCAGGAAAUAUUUGGUGAAGGAUCCUCAGAGUUCACAAUGGUGCUGUUUACUCAUGGAAAAUGGCUGAAGAAGAGAAAGAAAAGCAUUCAUGAGUUUGUUAGGAUCAGCCCAGAUCUUCUGAAGUUCACAGAGGCUUGCAACAGGCGAUAUCAUGUCUUCACGACGAUGAAGAUUCAGCACAAGUCACACAUCCGUUUGAUCAGUUUGGAAAUCAAACUUCAGAGGGCGUUCCUGUUGAAAUUUUCCGACUGGGAAAUCGGAAGUUCCGUCUUCCGAGUUCAAAUGGAAUGCACCAAUAGUGGUGGUACUUGGAGAGCCAAAUAUCCUGUGAGAAAAGAGAUACUGGGCCUAGAGGGAUUUGAGUCAGAUAUCAGCCCUGUAUCCUUGACUCUGAGGAGUGAGAAAAGAGAAGGAGAAGUGUGUGGGAGAGGAGUGUCUGUGGUGGACACUCCUGGUCUGUCCAACAGUGAACUAUCUGAGGAACAGUUAGGACAGGAGCUUGAGACAGCUGUGUCUUUGUGUGAUCCAGGGCCUCACGCCUUCCUCCUGGUCAUUCAGCUCGGCCGCUUCACUGAACAAGACAAGAGAGUGAUGUCUAUGCUACAGGACAUGCUUUGUCCAAGUGUCAAUCUGUACACCAUAGUGCUUUUUACCUAUGAGGACAAACUAAAGAACAAAAUCACUGAGCAGUUUGUCAAAGAUGAUGACAACAUACAGAGGCUGCUUCAGAAAUGUGGGAAUAGUGAUGCAACAAGCAUUUCCAUGUCUUCAACAAACGAGGUGAAGGAUCCCUGUCAGGUCAGUCAGCUGCUGGAGAAGAUUGAUAAGAUGGUCAUGAAGAACGGAGGGGGAAUUUACACCAACGAGAUGCUCAUCAUGGCCGAGAAGAUGAUUGAAGAGGAGAGGCAGCGCAUUUUGAGAGAGAAUGAAGCACAGAUACGCAGAGAUGCAGAGGAACUUAUGGCCAUGUACAGAGAAAGGGCUUUGGAAGAUGCAAGAACACAGCUGAGGGAGAAACAAGAGAGGGAAGCAAGGGAGACAGCAGAAAGAGACAACCUAUAUAUGACUGUAAUCACAGAGCUUCUGUGCAAAGUCAUAGAGAAGUUCAUCUUAAAAAAAUGA